Molecule: messenger RNA, 8170 nt
Organism: Talpa occidentalis (Iberian mole)
Lineage: Eukaryota; Metazoa; Chordata; Mammalia; Eulipotyphla; Talpidae
Gene: TIAM1
Product: TIAM Rac1 associated GEF 1
Exons: 28
Coding region: 455-4813 (1452 amino acids)
Biological process (GO): activation of GTPase activity; positive regulation of axonogenesis; small GTPase-mediated signal transduction
Cellular component (GO): plasma membrane; synapse; cytosol
Molecular function (GO): protein binding; guanyl-nucleotide exchange factor activity
Source: RefSeq, a predicted model, not a curated record
GCCCCGGCCCGCAUUGUGCCCGGCGCGCGGCGGGAGCCGGGACGCGCGUCGCGGGUUGAUGGCUGUGUUCCAGUUGGCCACACGAUCAGAAGCCUGACCUCCGCAUGGUAGAGCUUACUGGGGACUGAGAACUCCUUUCUACACCUGUGAGCCCGGAGGACCAGGAGGGCUGGUACCAUGAGGGGUGACACUCUGAACCCCAGUCUGCCACCUAGCAUGUGAGCACCUGCGGAGGGCGCAUUCGGAGACCCCGAGAAACCGCUUCAGUUUGGGAUGGGGUUUGGGGCACAUUCUCAUAUAUGAGACCCUGAUGGCCACCCCCAGGGGCAGGUGCUGAUCUAUUUCCAGCCCCAGUUCAUCCUGCCACCAUUUCCAAGCUCAAUAUCUAAAUGCCACACUGCUCUUGGGGCAAAUCGGGCUGGGAACCACUGUUGCCUUUUAAGACCAUAAAACCAUGGGAAACGCAGAAAGUCAAAAUGUAGAGCAUGAGUUUUAUGGAGAAAAGCACCCCAUCCUGGGGCGCAAGCACACGUCGCGCUCGCUGCGCCUGUCACACAAGCCUCGGAGGACCAGGCACUCGUCCUCGGGCAAGGUGAUCCACCGCAACUCCGAAGUGAGCGCCCGCUCCAGCAGCACCCCCAGCAUCCCCCAGUCCCUGGCCGAAAAUGGUCUGGAGCCUUUUCCGCAGGAAGGCACCCUAGAGGACUUCGGGAGCCCCAUCUGGGUGGACCGAGUGGACAUGGGCUUGAGACCGGUGUCUUUCACGGAUUCCUCCGUCACCCCCAGCGUGGACAGCAACAUCGUGCUCACAGCCACCUCUGUGCAGAGCGUGCCAGACUCGGAGCAGAGCCGGCUCUACGGGGAUGACGCUACAUGCUUGGCAGAGGCAGGCAGGAGGCAGCGCCCCUAUACCUCCAACGGGCCCGCAUUCAUGGAGACGGCAAGCUUUAAGAAGAAACGCUCCAAAUCAGCAGACAUCUGGCGGGAGGACAGCCUGGAAUUCUCACUCUCUGAUCUGAGCCAAGAACAUUUAACAAGCAACGAAGAAAUCUUGGGUUCCGCGGAAGAGAAGGAGAGCGGGGAGACUCGGGGGAUGGAAACCCGCGCGAGUCCCCGGCAGCUCAGCGGCUGUCAGCGUGCCAAUUCCCUGGGCGACUUGUAUGCCCAGAAAAACUCUGGGGUGACAGCGAACGGGGGGCCGAGGAGCAAAUUUCCAGGCUAUUGUCGGAAUUUGGUGUCUGAUAUUCCCGAUCUUGCAAACCAUAAGAUGCCACCAGCUGCUGCUGAAGAGGCUCUUCCGUACAGUAAUUACAACACACUUCCCUGUAGGAAAUCUCACUGUCUUUCUGAAGGUGCCACCAACCCGCCAAUGAGCCACAGCAGCAGCAUGCAAGGCAGAAGAGCCAAAACAACUCAGGAUGUUAACACAGGGGAGGGCAGUGAGUUUGCAGACAGUGGGAUCGAAGGAGCCACCACCGACACAGACCUCCUGUCCAGGCGAUCCAAUGCCACCAACUCCAGCUACUCGCCCCCCUCCGGCCGUGCCUUUGUGGGCAGCGACAGCGGCAGUAGCUCCACCGGGGAUGCGGCCCGCCAGGGGGUGUAUGAGAAUUUCAGGCGGGAGCUGGAGAUGAGCACCACCAACAGCGAGAGCCUGGAGGAGGCUGGCUCCGCGCACAGCGACGAGCAGAGCAGCGGCACCCUGAGCUCGCCUGGCCAGUCGGACAUCCUGCUCACUGCCGCACAGGGCACAGUGCGCAAGGCGGGGGCCCUGGCGGUCAAGAACUUCCUGGUGCACAAGAAGAAUAAGAAGGUGGAGUCGGCCACCCGCAGGAAGUGGAAACACUACUGGGUGUCCUUGAAAGGGUGCACACUCUUCUUCUACGAGAAUGAUGGCCGGUCCGGAAUCGACCACAACAGCAUCCCCAAGCACGCUGUAUGGGUGGAGAACAGCAUCGUACAGGCAGUGCCCGAGCACCCCAAGAAGGACUUCGUCUUCUGCCUCAGCAACUCUCUGGGCGACGCCUUCCUUUUUCAGACCACCAGCCAGACGGAGCUUGAAAACUGGAUCACCGCCAUUCAUUCUGCCUGUGCAGCGGCUGUCGCCAGACACCACCACAAAGAAGACACACUCCGGCUCCUCAAGUCAGAAAUCAAAAAGCUGGAACAGAAGAUUGACAUGGACGAGAAGAUGAAGAAGAUGGGAGAAAUGCAGCUGUCUUCAGUCACCGACUCAAAGAAGAAGAAAACGAUACUAGAUCAGAUCUUUGUUUGGGAGCAAAACCUGGAACAGUUCCAAAUGGACCUAUUUCGUUACCGCUGUUAUUUAGCUAGUCUCCAAGGUGGGGAGCUGCCGAAUCCCAAAAGGCUGCUCGCUUUUGCAAGCCGACCGACGAAAGUGGCAAUGGGCCGCCUUGGAAUCUUCUCUGUGUCGUCUUUUCAUGCCCUGGUGGCAGCGCGCACUGGUGAAACUGGAGUGAGAAGGCGUACUCAGGCUAUGUCCAGAUCUGCAAGCAAACGAAGAAGCAGGUUUUCUUCUCUUUGGGGUCUGGACACUACCUCCAAAAAGAAGCAGGGACGCCCAAGCAUCAAUCAGGUGUUCGGUGAGGGAACUGAUGCUGUAAAGAAAUCUUUAGAGGGAAUAUUUGAUGACACUGUUCCAGAUGGCAAGAGGGAAAAAGAAAUGGUCUUACCAAGCGUCCACCAGCACAAUCCCGACUGUGACAUUUGGGUCCAUGAGUAUUUCACUCCAUCCUGGUUCUGUCUGCCAAAUAAUCAGCCAGCCCUGACGGUCGUCCGGCCAGGAGACACUGCUCGGGACACUCUGGAGCUCAUCUGCAAGACACACCAGCUGGAUCCUUCUACUCAUUACCUGCGCCUGAAGUUCCUAAUAGAAAACAAAAUGCAAGACUACAUUCCCAAGCCCGAGGAGGACAUUUAUGAGCUGCUGUACAAAGAAAUUGAAAUUUGUCCAAAAGUCACUCAGAGCAUCCAGAUUGAGAAGUCAGACACAGCUGGUGAUAAUUAUGGCUUCUCGCUUUCUUCUGUGGAAGAGGAUGGUGUUCGAAGGCUGUAUGUGAACAGUGUAAAGGAAACGGGUUUAGCCUCCAAGAAAGGUUUGAAAGCGGGAGAUGAGAUUCUCGAGAUCAAUAAUUGUGCUGCUGAUACUCUGAACUCAUCUAUGCUCAAAGAUUUCCUCACACAGCCCUCCCUGGACCUCCUGGUGAGGACCUACCCUGAGUUGGAGGGAGGAGCAGAGCUUCUGGAGAGCCCGCCCCACCGAGUGGACGGCUCCGUGGACCUCAGCGAGAGCCCCCUGGCCUUCCUCACCAGCAACCCAGGGCACAGCCUCUGCAGUGAGCAGAGCAGCAGCGCCGAGACGGCCCCGGAGGAGAGCGAAGGACCAGGCGUGGAAUCCUCAGAUGACACCGACCACAGCAGCAAGAGCACGGAACAGGUGGCCGCGUUUUGCCGGAGUCUGCAUGAGCUGAACCCCUCGGACCCCAGCCCGUCUCCUCAGGACCCCACAGCGCCGCAGCUGGCCACCAUGAGACAGCUGACAGAUGCCGACAAGCUGCGCAAGGUCAUCUGUGAGCUGCUGGAGACCGAGCGCACCUACGUGAAGGACCUAAACUGUCUCAUGGAGAGAUACCUAAAACCUCUUCAGAAAGAGACUUUUCUCACUCAAGAUGAGCUUGAUGUGCUCUUUGGAAAUUUAACUGAAAUGGUAGAGUUUCAGGUAGAAUUCCUUAAAACCCUAGAGGAUGGUGUGAGACUGGUCCCUGAUUUGGAAAAGCUUGAGAAAGUGGAUCAAUUUAAGAAAGUGCUGUUCUCUCUGGGGGGAUCCUUUCUGUAUUAUGCUGACCGCUUCAAGCUCUACAGUGCCUUCUGCGCCAGCCACACGAAGGUCCCCAAGGUCCUGGUGAAAGCCAAGACCGACACAGCGUUCAAGGCCUUCUUGGACGCCCAGAACCCGAGGCAGCAGCACUCGUCCACGCUGGAGUCUUACCUCAUCAAGCCCAUCCAGAGGAUCCUCAAGUACCCGCUGCUGCUGAAGGAACUCUUUGCGCUGACGGACGCGGAGAGCGAGGAACACUACCACCUGGACGUGGCCAUCAAGACGAUGAACAAGGUUGCCAGCCACAUCAAUGAAAUGCAGAAGAUCCACGAGGAGUUUGGGGCCGUGUUUGACCAGCUGAUUGCUGAGCAGACUGGCGAGAAAAAAGAGGUUGCAGAUCUGAGCAUGGGGGACCUGCUUCUGCACACCACAGUGAUAUGGCCCAACCCACCCGCCUCGUUGGGAAAGUGGAAGAAGGAGCCAGAAUUGGCAGCCUUUGUCUUCAAAACAGCUGUGGUUCUGGUGUAUAAAGAUGGCUCCAAACAGAAGAAGAAACUCGUAGGAUCUCACAGGCUUUCAAUUUAUGAGGACUGGGACCCUUUCCGGUUUCGGCACAUGAUCCCCACCGAAGCUCUGCAGGUUCGAGCUUUGGCAAGUGCAGAUGCAGAAGCAAAUGCCGUGUGUGAAAUUGUCCAUGUGAAGUCGGAGUCAGAAGGGAGGCCGGAGAGGGUCUUCCACCUGUGCUGCAGCUCCCCAGAGAGCCGAAAGGAUUUCCUGAAGGCGGUGCAUUCGAUCCUGCGUGAUAAGCACAGAAGACAGCUCCUCAAAACCGAAAGCCUUCCCUCGUCCCAGCAAUAUGUCCCUUUUGGAGGAAAGAGAUUAUGUGCGCUGAAAGGGGCCAGGCCAGCCAUGAGCAGGGCAGGUACUGUGGGGAUUCAGACGUUUAAGAUCCCCGUCACCCCCACUCCACUGUAGAACUCAAAUGAGCUUGACCUCAUUGACCAAGAACUAGAUGUGGCCUUGUGGGGCUAACAUUGGGGGUAUGGUUCUCCCCCCACGUGAGGUUCCUUGCCUGCACCUCCUUCCCAGGGAGCACUGGGGACCUCUUCUUUGUCUCUUCCUCUUGCCCUCCCUCACGCUCUCCCUUUGCUGCACUUCUCCCUUGGCUGGGGAGCUCCCCUCUCAUUUGCCAGGCGUGGAGUGAGCGCAUUCCCUUUCUGCGGGGGUUGUCAUAGCCUGCUUCUGGAAUGAGAGUUGCUGCUUUGCAUGAUAGCCAGCUUUGUCUAGCAAAAAGCCACGUGUCACAUCUCAGCAAGGUCAUGGCCUGCCAUCUUGAGAACACGGUGGCUUUGUAGUCCAGAAACACAGUGAUGCCUGUUCUCAGUUAGGAUUCCAGGUUUGGUCUACCAGAUGACAUGUUCGAUUUUUACCCUUGCCUUGUGCCUGCAACUUUAUUUUUAGCUUCAGUGUUAUUUUGGAGAAGCCUUGAGCUGCUGUUGGAAAAGAAGAUUCUAGAGUUUAAAUGGUCCUAGAGUAAAUAUUCUUUUAGAACUUAUUCCAUCACCCUGGAACAGUGAGGAAGGAAGAUCGAUACUCUCACUUGUAAAUAGCAGUAAAAUAUCUCUUGGAAGAAAGAUUUUUUUCAUAGCACAUAGGUAUUCAUGACAUCAAGAUAUUUAUAAAUCCUUUCUUACAAGGCAGCCUAGGAUUUGCAGGGAAGAUUCCAACACAAGAGGUUUCCUUCGCAUUUGCCAAAAGGUUUCUAACCUUUGUCCCAGUUCCCUUUUACCUCUUCUCAAUGGUAUUGAAGAGGCAUGGAGCGAGAGUGAAUAGUUGGAGGUUUUAACAGACAACUUCCAUAGCUUGACAUGGGAUAUUACAUUCUUCAAGAAUCUUCAGUAUAAUUUAAGGGGGUAGCUGUCAUAAAACUGUCCUCCAAAUAGUUCAUAAAUGUUUUAUUAAAAACCCAGUGCAAUAUACAUCCAAUGCAGACUAGAUUCUCUGAGAUAUACCCAGGCUUAGGUCUCCAUGUCCAAUUCCUCAUGGGGUCCUCAUGUGAGAAGACUUUGAUGGACCCUUUACAGCUCACAGUAGAAAAUUUCACCUUGUGCUUGUCUAUUUACUAGGCAGGGAAAGUUUAACGAGUACUGGGAAUGUAUCUACCAACGACAGGAAACUCCAGCCAUCAUUGGCCAAUUUCAGUUGCUCAUCAGUGACUCUAAAUUGAGAGCUGCAUUCCCUUUGAAACUAUGCAUUUUUAGUCCACUGGACACUCAGAAGCUUUCCUGCUGAGAUCCCUGUAGAAAGAAAGCAAAACCACCCUACAACCUACCCCAUCCUCAUGAAACCAGGAGAAGACCUUGAUGUCACGGUCUGUGGGCUUUGGCUGAUGGGUAGACUUUCUGCAUUUUUGGCUGAGAAAAAUUGUGCUGGAGUGGGUCAGCUCAGUACUAGCUGCUCGGCCUUAUCAACCGGCCCUGGGAAUCCUCCAUCACAGAUUGUCUCCUGCACCCAGUGAGGCUGACUGCGCUAUUCAGCAUCCUCGUCAUAAAGGGCGGACAGUCAUGCUUCACUUUGCACUGUCACAAACACCCAGAUUAUCUCUUCUUCCUUUGUUCAAUUUGAAUAGCCCAGGAAAAUCAAUAUCCUGACUCCCUACUUAGUCUGUACAUGUGCCAAUAACGCCGCUACAAUUUUUUUUGUGUUCCAACAUUUUCUUAUGAAAAUUUCCAGACAUAUAGAGCAGCUGAAAGAAAUGUACAUAUUCACCCCUACCAUCUCUAUUCUAUAUUUAAUCAUUUCUCUGUUUCCAUUAUCACAUAUCUAUCCAUCAACUCAUCUUAUUUUUGACGUUUCAAAAAUGCAGACAUUAGUACCUCUAAAUAUUUCAGCAUACAAAUUAUCAGCAGGUAUUUCCAAUAGUCCUAUUUGGAACAGAGGCGGUUCCAAUCUAGGAUUGGAGUGAGCCAGACUCCACCACGGUGGUGUUGAGAUAAAACUGAACAAGGAUUUUUGCGUCUUCCCAAUGGAAUAGUACUCAUUUAUUUUUUCCUUCUUUCUCCCCUUAUUUCCUGGACAUGGUUUUCAUUCCUCUCCUUUGUUAUGUGUUUGAAGAUGGUGGAACACUCUGGAAUGAUGAUGAGAGCUGGUGAGAGUGCAUGGGUGAAGGCAGAGGCAAUUUAGGCCACAGCCCAGCUACUGACCUUUUCCCUGCUGGAUUAGGAAUCAAGGCUACAUUUAGCUAUAAUCAAGAAUAGUCACCUUCCUUCCAGCAGCAAUUUUAAUGGUUUUUAGGGCAUAGGUAUCAGGACGGCAGCUCUGAGUUGGUGUUCUGGAUCCCCCCUCUGUUGGAAAGCCCCCGUGGCCUCUCACCUUCUUGUCUCUAGCGCAGAAGCCCUUCACUUCUGCGUGGGAAGGGGGACGGGCAGCACCUCCUGGUGGACCUCCUUGGGGGUUGUGUGUGUGUGUGUGUGUGGUGUGAGAUUGAUGGAUUGCGUGGUGUCUUUCGUUGGUUGGUUUUUAAAAAUUCCGGCUUCCUAGAGGGCAGUAGGUCAAAGAAUGAACUCACAGAUGAUUUUUCUGGACAGUUUGUCACUUUCCAUAGCACUUUGCUGACCAGCAGCUGGCGUGUUAUACAUUAUUUCUCAUUCCACGCAGGUCCCCAUAUUUUCAUUGAUUUGUGGAAGAGAAGUGGUGAUAUGUGAAACGUAGGCAGGCGGGCCAAGACUCCAGUUUGCCAGCCUCACGGCUCAUGUGGCACCGUCUCAGACAGAGGAGGACACAGCUGGGGGGCUGGCACUGGAGAGCCGCUCUGGCAGGGGUCUCGCUGCCUGAGAGGGACGCCACACCUUAAUCUCUGCAGGUGCACAUUCCCUUUCCGGGGAGACAGUGUAACCCGCACUGUGCUUUGGCGUCCUCUUUUACAAAAGGCUAUUCCAGCGAAAUGACCCUAGGCCAGGCCCCUGGGCCCUCAGAGCAGGGUCAUGGUCAGGGAUGAGGGCAGGAGCCCGCCCCACAGGGGAAACCCGCCUUACCCAUUCCCAGGAGCACAGGGUAGAGAAGGAGCUGAGCACCUCUUCCCCAUCACCCUGGAGACCCGGGCAGUCCUCUCGGCGCCCGUGGCCAGUCCUCCAGUCCAGACAUCUGGGGCCCAGCCUGAGAGUGCCUGGGCCUCAGCCUGGCCUGACACGCCCUUGAGCCUCCCUUCCUGCCCUUGAACUUGCUUUCUGGACUCGCCUCUCAGGUAAAGCAUGGGGGGUUUGAUCUUGUGUCUUUGUGUGUGUGCGCAGUGUCCGCCCCCAGCAAGUCCCUUGGGAGAAGGCGGCGGCGACU